Messenger RNA from Raphanus sativus (radish), 1140 nucleotides. Its product is annotated as NAC domain-containing protein 104. The record is from RefSeq and is a predicted model, not a curated record. The transcript is spliced from 3 exons. The coding region runs from base 340 to 906 and encodes 188 amino acids. Gene Ontology annotation, molecular function: DNA binding. Lineage: Eukaryota; Viridiplantae; Streptophyta; Magnoliopsida; Brassicales; Brassicaceae. Gene Ontology annotation, biological process: regulation of DNA-templated transcription; system development.
UCUCCUAUGUUUUUCUUAUUAUUUAUGUAUUUUAAAAUAAAACUAAAGGUGCCAACUUAAUGUGUGUGUGCAAGUGAAUCAAAGAAGUCAUAUAUAAAAAAUAUAUGACUUCCUAGUUCCACCUCUCCUUAAUCUUCUUUUCAUAUCUCCUAUAUAAAUACCUCAUUUUCCUACACACUUCCUCCGGUUCCACAUCAUCUUCUCUAUAUAUCUACUCUCCAUAUUUAAUCUUCUUCUUCUACACACACACACACGCAAUCACAUGUAUGUGCAUGUGAAGUAGUACUUAGAUCAAUUUUUCAAAUAAAAAAAGUAGUACUUCGAUCAAUAUCGUUAUCAAUGAAUUUACCACCGGGAUUCAGAUUCUUUCCCACGGACGAAGAGCUCGUCGUCCACUUCCUCCACCGCAGAGCUUCACUCUUGCCUUGUCAUCCUGACGUCAUCCCUGACCUCGACCUUUACCCUUACGAUCCCUGGGACCUUCCCGGGAAAGCUUUAGGAGAAGGGAGGCAAUGGUACUUCUACAGUAGAAAGACACAAGAAAGAGUGACAAGCAAUGGGUAUUGGGAAUCAAUGGGAAUAGACGAGCCAGUCUUCACAAGCUCCACACACAAGAAAGUGGGCAUCAAAAAGUAUUUAACUUUCUAUCUUGGGGAUUCUCAGACUAACUGGGUCAUGCAAGAAUACUCCCUCCCUGAUUCCUCUUCUUCAGCUGGUCGAUCUUCUAAGAGAUCAAGCCGUGGUUCAACUAGUUCUAGUCAUAAACCCGAUUAUAGCAAGUGGGUGAUAUGCAGAGUGUAUGAACAAAAUUCCAGUGAAGAAGAGGAUGAUGAUGGGGCAGAACUCUCAUGUUUGGAUGAAGUGUUUUUGUCUUUAGAUGAUCUUGACGAAGUAAGCUUACCGUAAUGAGGACAGAAGCACCCAAAAAGAAAAGGUUUAGUGGGCAAUUAUUUCUAAAAUUUUUGUAUCAAAAGUAAAAAAAUGGAAAAGAAGAAUGAGGAUGACAUCAUUCUUACAAGUUAUGUGUUGUGAGAUUAGCAAUCCCAAUUUGCAAGCAAGAAGCAAAACAAAAGGGAAGAAGCUAUAGUCUUGUUGUAUUUUUUUUUUAUAAUUCAAAUAUAUGCACACUUUAAUACUGAA